AUGCUGCAAUCACGGAACGUCAACAAGGAAAACGCGUUCGUCGUACCUCCGAAGACACCUGCUGCGAAGGCAUUGAAGUUUGGCACGAAAACGCCGUUUGGUGCGAAGACGCCGUUUGGAGCCGAGAAUGUGCGCGCGCCGAUGACACUGAAGGGGGGAGCAAAGUUCAAUUCGGACGCAUUUAUUACGCCGAUUGGACCAAGAAGAAUUCCUCUAGGGGUACAGAACACCAAUGUCCGCAAGCUCGCACCACCGUCAACAGGUAAACCACAACAAAGCCGUCUCUCAUCCGCAAAACGCCGAACACCCAAACAAGCAUCACCAGAAGUCUUCAAAGAUGUAAAUCAGCAGCUUUCGCAGAAACUUGAACAGGCACAGAUUGCUGAGGAGGAGGUUGAGAUCCCGGAUAUCGAGUAUAUGCCACCUCGUGGACCAGAAAUCCCAUGGGAACCAGAAAACUACUCCCCAGUCAACUGGUCUACUCUCCGCAACUACCGACCAUCCGUCAGUGCAUACAUGGACCGCCUCGACGACCAAGGACGUACAUACAUUGAACGCGAAGAUGCGGAACUCUUCAAGGACCCGGUCUUUGAGGAGCUCCCUGUGGGUCCAGAGGUGGAGGUGGAGAAAGUGGUAGCAGAGAAGAAGGAGGUGAAGACGGUGGAGAGGAAGAGAAGUACGAGGAAUACGGGCGGGGUGCCAAGUUAUUUGAUGCCGACUGCUGCGGCGAGGGCGAGGCAGGUCAAUCCUAAUGCAUCUGCUGGGGAGUCUACGCGGAGGACAGUUUUGAGUACGGUUACGAGGAAGCCGAUUGUCAGUUCAGGACCGUCAUCGCUGACAACUUCGCGCAUGACACGUCCCACCCAACCCAAGUACGAACCGAUGUUUGCAGGCAUGAAGCUUGAUGUGUAUGAGUCUGACGAAGACGAUACGUUCCGAAUUGAAGUUUGA
This is a messenger RNA of Saitoella complicata NRRL Y-17804, 951 nucleotides long. RefSeq lists its product as uncharacterized. Gene Ontology annotation, biological process: chromosome organization. Bases 1 to 951 code for a protein of 316 amino acids. Gene Ontology annotation, cellular component: cytoplasm; nucleus. The transcript has 3 exons. The record is from RefSeq and is a predicted model, not a curated record. Lineage: Eukaryota; Fungi; Ascomycota; Saitoellomycetes; Saitoellales; Saitoellaceae.